This is a messenger RNA of Pangasianodon hypophthalmus (striped catfish), 4093 nucleotides long. RefSeq names its product CD226 molecule (gene cd226). Gene Ontology annotation, biological process: positive regulation of mast cell activation; cytokine production; positive regulation of T cell receptor signaling pathway. The record is from RefSeq and is a predicted model, not a curated record. Gene Ontology annotation, cellular component: external side of plasma membrane. The transcript is spliced from 6 exons. The coding region runs from base 1673 to 2710 and encodes 345 amino acids. NCBI's taxonomy places the organism in Eukaryota, Metazoa, Chordata, Actinopteri, Siluriformes, Pangasiidae.
AAAAUAAUAUGUAAAAUCAACAAAAAAUAUGUUGAAACAUUGUUUUGCCUUGAAGAAGGCAGUGUAUGACAUCUGGCACAGUUAUGACAAAUAUGUCAAGAAGAAUGGGCAACGAUUUGACAAGCAAGCUGACAAGCAAGUUUGAACAGAAAUGUACAGUCAUGGGAAAACAAAAGUACACUCUCCUUCAAAGUUUUUAUUUAUCAGGGCCUAAAUAAAAAUUGUGUGGUCCUCACUAACUUCUAUAACCUAAAUAACCUCAACUAACAAAAAAAAAAAAAAAAAAAACACAACAGAUUUCAAUGUAAUCUUUUUUUUCCCAAAAAGUAAACCAACAUUCAGAAACCAUGUGGAAAAAGUAAGUACACCCUUCCUAAUGAAACAGCCAUUAAGAGAGUAAUUAGCAUUAGCCAUUUGUUACUAAUGAAAUGAGUUAAUCAUCAAAAAGUGUGACUAAUUCUACAAAAGCAGAACAUCUUGCAAUUUGGUGUUCUGGAGCACUCAGGUGUUUGUCAUCAUGCUAAGAAGAAAGGACAUCAGCCAUGACCUCAGAAAUUCAAUUGUUUCUGCUCAUCAAUCUGGGAAGGGUUAUAAGGCCAUCUCCAAACAAUUUGAAAUUCACCAUUUUACAGAGAGAAGGAUUGUUUACAAACGGAGUGCCUUCAAGACAUACAGAUAUAAAGAAAAACCCAAGAGCUACAUCAUGUGACCUACAGGCCUCUUUAAGCACAUUAAAUGUUUAUGUUGUGACAGCACAAUCAGAAAAAGACUGAACAAGUAUGGGUUUCAUAGAAGGGUGGCUAGGAAAAGCCCCUUCUCUCUAAAAAGAAUAUGGAACACAGCUUAGGUUUGCAAAAUUGCAACUGAACAAACCACAAAUGUUCUGGAACAAAAUCCUUUGGACUGAUGAGACCAAGGUCGAGUUUCCAAUGGGGAUUUUCUUUGUUUUUUCUUUGGUCUUUCCCAGUCAGAGGUCACAAGACGAAUCAUAAGUUUAUUUUUUUUGGUUUGGGCGAAAGUGUUACAGCUUUUCUGUUUCCUAUGUUUGAGGAAACACAGCAUGAACCCAGUAGAGCAUUAGGGAUUUGAAACACUUGAAAAAAUAUAUAUAAAUCUGGAAUUCAGCUUCCUUUCUGUCUUGCGUGCGUGUGUGAGAUAAUUUGCCCAUCAUACACAUGUUGUCACACUUAGUCAGAGACUUUGUGAUAUACAUGAUAUGUGCGAUAUGUGUAAUGCGUUGCUCAGGCCUAACAGUUUCAUUGUUGUGCUAAUGAUAUAUAAUGAUUUAAUAUUUACAGCUAAUGUCUGGCUGAGGUUAACAAAAAUAAUACAUUUCAGACAUGAACAACUUUAAUUUUACUGUGCAAAUCACCAGCAUCCUGCAGUAUUAGUUGCUAAUUAGUUUUGCUUCACAUUUACAAAAGUCCACUCAUUUUUUUUAAACACUUCCAUUUCUCAUUCUUUUGUCUCUCUCUUACAGUUGGUGUUGUUUCACUGUUAGUAAAGCUUUUAACUGGUUUAAACAGAACAAUAAAUGGUUAAGUUUCAGUUUUAGUGAACGUUACUCCGCCUCAUUGAAUGCUGAAUUGCUCUUGAGUGUCUCUGAACAGGAAGUUGUGCUUUGCGUCUCUUCUCCAUCAAUGCUGCAUUCAUUUUCACUCAGACUGUGACGAUGGAGGCUGUACAAAAGGAGAACUGGUACUUCAUGGCACUUCUGAUUUCUCUCUCUUUUCUCAAAGUCUCAGAGCAGCUGAAGUCUCCAGACAGCGCAGUAAAACUUGAGGACGGGAUGCUGUUGGACUGCUUAUGUCCCUGGAAUGGUAACCUCAUCAUGGUGUCAUGGACUAAAGGAGUCUAUUCAACUCCCCUCGCCAUUUAUCACCCACAGUACGGCGUCAAUUUCAACGCUGCUUAUGACGGUAGAGUUAAGUUCAUCAGUUCAUCACAGAUGGAUGGCAGCAUCAGAAUAACGAACGUCACUGAAGAAGACGAGGGUGUGUAUCACUGCUCGGUGCAGACGUUUCCUCAAGGGUCAUGGACCAAAGAUACGCUGGUGCAAAAACAAGUCACCAGCAGCACCGUCCUCACCCACAAUCCCAACACCAAACUUAUCGUCUCUGAAAGCGAAGACGUGACCAUCAGCUGUAGGCAUGACAGCGUCGUGUACGAGGUCAGCGUGGAGAGGAUGGAAGGAGCGGACGGAGGGAGCAGUCUGAUAGCAGUGUGUAAGCAGAACGCUGAUGUUGUGGAGCUCAACGAGUAUCUACACAGAGGAAAUGUGAACUGCAGUGACGAGAUGGAGAUGAAGCUGCAUUUAAACAACGUGAGCCAAGAUGAUGGCGGGAUUUAUCGCUGUAACUUCAGCACAGACGCCGGGUUUUCUAGCAACCUUAUCCUGCUCACAAUGUUCCCCAGUUCCAAAGGACUCAGUGAUGCUCAGAACAGGUGGUAUAUUUACAUUGGAGGAGGAGUAGCUGGAGCACUUGUCCUGAUGUCCAUCGCUCUCUUAUUCAUGUGGAGGAGCAGGAGGAAGGUGAGGAGAUUGGAGUACAGGACACAGUUACAUACCACCAAAAGACAGCAUAUGUACACUAAUGAGCCAGGAGGAGUGUAUGACAGGAUGAAAAAGACAACCAGGAACCAAAGAAAGAACAAUCCUAUAUACGUCAACUUCCAAAACACCAGAGCUCAGAAGAAAGGAAAAAGAUGACGUUUUCAAGUUUAUACUGAGAAGACUUCUGAAUAUGUGAUGGACUAUUGACCUCGUUUGCCCUCCUGUGAUUAGACUUUGAUUGACAGGUGACGAGACCAUACUGGCUUCAAGUAAAGCAGAAAAGAAGGAAGAGCCACUGAGAAAUCUCCUGGCCACAGAAGGCCCAUGAUGACAUUAAAAAACAUUUUGAAGACUAUUUUGAAGAAAGUGCGUACAGGACAGUUUAAUUGGAAUAAUUAAAUGAAAAAAGGUGACAUUAUUAUAUGAAAUGAAUCGUGGAUGGAGUGAUGAUAUCCUGUGGCCUCCUGAGAAGACGACCUUUUUUUGCACAUUUAAUAUUGCAGUUUAUACAACAGCGCUGUUGAAUUCUUAAGUCUAAUUGGUCAGCAGGUGUUGAUUCUUUUUCUAUAACAGCAGCUCUAACAGGAAUCUUGGCUGUAAUUCAAAUCACAGGUUUAUAUUAAUGCACUUGUUCUAAUACAUUAUCGCUUCUAUAGUAACAACACACAUAGGGACCUGUAUGAUGGAUGCUCCAUAUAAACAGAUUAAAAACGUGUGUAAUUGUUGAUAUGGUGAAGUUUUCUGUGAGGAGAUAUUUACUUAAAAUUUAAGGAAGGAGUCUCCAGUGUCAGUGCUUCCUAACAGUCAGAGGUACAGUUGUAACUUUAAGUUUGCCAACAUGGAGAGCUUUGCAGUUUCUUGGUUUGUCUCAGCUGAGGCUGGUGAGGGAACAACGGAAGUUAUAACAGGAGCUAACUUGUUUCACAGACAUUUCACAACAUUAAAUGUAACUAUAAAUAGAUAAAUAGAUAAAUAAACUGUAAUUGUUGGCAAAUUGCUGUGGUAUAAGAGGAAUAAAACACUUCAGGAUGUGUGUUAGUAGGGUGCUAAGAGCAACCCUGAUUUGCUGUCGAGCUGCAUCAUACCACCCUGUCGUUGAUUGUUUUCCUAUAACACCACUCCCUUUAGUAAUUUAUUCCUUACUUAUUGUAUAACCCAGUUUUCACCAAUGCGUAGAUGGAUGUUUGUAUUUUAAUUACACUGAGCCGAAAUAUAUUUUCCCCCAGUCCAUUAUGAUGCCUCUUUCACUAAGGUGUUUUAUUAAUAAGACUAAUGUUUUAUCUUAUAAUGAGAUUACUCAUGACUUUUUUUUCAGAAACACACUGUAGUCCAUUUUAAGCUGCUCUUACUUUUAUAUGUACAGAAAUGGAGAAACGAUCUCUGAAGAUGUGAUGACAAGAGAACAACCGUUAUCAGUGGAUUAUAGUGUCACCGGUGGAAGACAAACUGCCUUUAUGUGUUAAGCUCAAGAAAAGUAUAAAUGACUUUUUUUAACGCUGGCUGUAAAGUGGAUGAUUUGGCUUUUAUAGAUGAUGCUGU